UCAGCCCUGUCAAUCUUCAGGAAUCUCAUUCUAUAUCGCAGGUUGGUGAAUCUAAAAUUGUAAAGUCAUGACCAUUCCUUACAACAGCAGCCUCCAAAAAGCCACCUUCUUUCUGACGGGCUUUCAAGGUCUGGAAGAUCUCCAUGGCUGGAUCUCUAUUCCCUUCUGCUCCAUCUACCUGACGGUUAUCCUUGGGAACCUCACCAUCCUGCACAUCAUCCGAACUGAUGCCACCCUCCAUGAGCCCAUGUACUAUUUUCUGGCCAUGCUGGCCCUCACCGACUUGGGCCUUUGCCUAUCCACACUGCCCACCGUCCUGGGCAUCUUCUGGUUUGAUGCMAGAGAGAUUGGCAUCCCUGCCUGCUUCACUCAGCUCUUCUUCAUCCACACCUUGUCUCUGGUGGAGUCCUCGGUGCUGUUGUCCAUGUCCAUUGACCGCUAUGUGGCCAUUUGCAACCCACUGCGCUACUCCAGUGUCCUGACGCCUGCGCGUAUCGUCAAGAUGGGGCUGAGCUCAGUGCUUAGAAGUGCCCUGCUCAUCCUCCCCUUGCCGUUCCUCCUUAAGCGCUUCCAGUACUGCCGCUCCCACGUGCUGGCCCAUGCCUAUUGUCUGCACCUGGAGAUCAUGAAGCUGGCCUGCUCUAGCAUCAUUGUCAAUCACGUCUACGGGCUCUUUGUGGUGGCCUGCACCGUGGGUGUGGACUCCCUGCUCAUAUUCCUGUCGUAUGCUCUCAUCCUGCGCACUGUGCUGAGCAUCGCCUCCCACCAGGAGCGCCUCCGGGCCCUCAACACCUGCAUCUCCCACAUCUGCGCUGUGCUGCUCUUCUACAUCCCCAUGAUCGGCUUGUCUCUUGUGCAUCGCUUUGGUGAACAUCUGCCCCGCAUUGUGCACCUUCUUAUGUCUUAUGUUUAUCUGUUGGUACCACCCCUCAUGAACCCCAUUGUCUAUAGCAUCAAGACCAAGCAAAUCCGCCAACGUAUUGUUAAGAAGUUUGAGUUUGUAAAAUCACUUAGGUGUUUUCAAAAGGACUAAGUUAGCAGGAAGAGAAAAAAGAGAAAGUUUUGG
Molecule: messenger RNA, 1066 nt
Organism: Urocitellus parryii (Arctic ground squirrel)
Lineage: Eukaryota; Metazoa; Chordata; Mammalia; Rodentia; Sciuridae
Gene: Or51g1
Product: olfactory receptor family 51 subfamily G member 1
Biological process (GO): G protein-coupled receptor signaling pathway
Cellular component (GO): plasma membrane
Molecular function (GO): G protein-coupled receptor activity; olfactory receptor activity
Source: RefSeq, a predicted model, not a curated record